AUGGACCCGAUCGACCAGCGGACGCGAUGGGUGGCGAUUGACGAUACCGACCCCGAUAUUUCCUGGGUAGGAGAGUGGGAGAUCACACGCGACACAUUCGAGAAUCCGUACAACCGCUACGGGCAGACGCAUGGAGGUUCUCAGCAUGUCACCACUGGGCUCGCGUUCAUGUCCUACAUCUUUCGAGGGACUCGAGUUAUCGUUUUCGGUACAAGUCAUAUCACCAACACCACCACUGGGGUCACUGACCCUGUGUGGGUGUGCAUGGUCAACAACGUCACCUACGCCGAACCACGAGGUUCCAUCGAUGAGAAGAUAAACCAGUGGCCAAUUUGUAGCGUCACCCUCGAUGAUUUCGGUCCUCAUAACAUCACCAUCGGCACGGCGGCCUCGGAGGAGCAUCCAUUCUAUGUCGACUUGAUCCAAUAUCGACCCCUUUGGGAGGACCGAGAGACGCUUCACCCGACUGUUUUCCUGGACAGCACUGAUCCUGGGCUAACCUACGACUCGGGUACCUGGAGAUCGCACGGGAAUGAGACGAUGCUCACGCUGGAUCGGGGUGCAAGAGCGACCGUUGAAUUCAAUGGAACGAAAGCAACUUGGGUGGGCUGGAUGCCCGACGCCUACCCAACUGGCGCUUCCACAGGAACUUGGUCAAUCGACGGAGAUGACCCUGUCGAAUUCGAAAUCCCAGGGCUUCCAUCGGACGCCAAUGGAACCCUCUAUUACCAAAACUUCUUCGAAACGCCCCGUCUACAAUCUCGCGGACCACACAAACUCGUCGUCACCCAUAUGGGUCCAUCGGCUCCCCUCACCCUGGACUAUCUCAUCAUCGAAGACGGCGAUAUCCACGUCCCUCCCGGUGGAGAGGCGAAGGUUAUUGGCGGCACUGCGGGAGGGACCAACGGAAGGAAUGACGAUCCAAGUCCGAAGAAGACACCUGUGGGAGCGAUUGUUGGGGGCGCGGUCGGGGGAGUGGUCUUCCUUGUGGCAUGUGCAUUACUGACCUUCUUCGUCAUCCGACGACAGAAGAAGAAGAAGGAAAGCACCAUGGCCAAUGCGAAUCCGCCGUUGAUCAGCACCUCUCCGAUGUCGACUGGCAACGCUACCUCGACUCAAGGUCCUUCCCCUCCGCCAACAGGAGGAAUGUAUCCCUCUCAGAUGGUCCAGUAUUCGUACCAGCCGCCGCCGUCGUUAGGAACAGUACAGACCAACCCCAGCUUGUCCUCGGUCCCUACGAGCAACAACAGUACCGUUCCGAUGCUCUACACACAGGUCACCAAUCCCAACGCCUCGCCGACAUGGUCAUCGCCGACCAACUCUGCUUUCUCGCCUCACCAACCUCAGCAACAGUCAAUUCCUCCCUACCCGCGACCUCAGUCAACCGUCAUCGGGCAUGACUCGAACGCCUCGAACUACUACGGAGGGUCUGGAGCAUAUCCCGCGGGUCUCCAACAGCAUCAACAGCAGCAGUAUCGUCAAUCUCAGGUGCUCCCCAGCCCUACUACACCGUCCUCGUUGACCCCCUUACGAAAGUCGAUGGUGGAUGCCCGUAAUUCCCAGUGGAUGGGAGGGGGGAGCGACAUGAGCUCGACGCCUGACGCCAACUCGUUUCUGAUGGAUGGAUCGGAUGCGCCAUCUAAUGUCCGCGUAAUGCGAUGA
Coprinopsis cinerea okayama7#130 is the source of this 1662-nucleotide messenger RNA. RefSeq lists its product as hypothetical. Bases 1 to 1662 code for a protein of 553 amino acids. Lineage: Eukaryota; Fungi; Basidiomycota; Agaricomycetes; Agaricales; Psathyrellaceae. The record is from RefSeq and is a predicted model, not a curated record. The transcript has 3 exons.